AUAGCAGUUUCUUGUGACUUUUCCCUCAAGCCGACCACCCACCUAUCAGAACAGCACACUUCAAACCUACGCCCUUACUAAAAGAACAUGGCCAAGGGCGGGAAAGGCCCUAAGGGCAAGAAGAUCACCCUCAAAGUGGCCAAGAAUUGUAUCAAAAUCACAUUUGAUGGGAGAAAACGCCUUGACUUGAGCAAGAUGGGAAUUACCAAUUUCCCCAAGUGUAUCCUGAGACUGAAUGAUGUGGAUGAGCUCGAUCUUAGCCGGAAUAUGAUCAGAAAAAUCCCUGAAUCAAUCUCCAAGUUCCAGAACCUGCGGUGGCUGGACCUGCACAGCAACUAUAUUGACAAGCUUCCUGAGUCCCUCGGCCAGAUGACGACUCUGCUCUACCUCAAUGUCAGCAACAACAGGCUCAUCACCAAUGGGCUGCCUGCGGAGCUCAAUCAGCUCAAGAAUAUCCGCACCUUGAACCUAGGCUUAAACCACCUGGACAGUGUGCCCACCACCCUGGGUGCUCUGAAGGAGCUCCAUGAGGUGGGGCUCUAUGACAACCUGCUGACCAGCAUCCCCAACAGCAUCUCCAAGCUCCCCAAGCUCAAAAAGCUCAACAUAAAGCGAAACCCCUUUCCCAAGUCGGAGGAGUCAGACACAUUCAUAGAUACCAUCAAGAGGCUGGACAACUUAUAUCUGGUGGAAGACAAAGAUCUUUGUUCAAAUUGCCUGAGAAAAUGCCAACAGGCCCGGGACAAGCUGAACAAAAUCAAGAAUAUUGCCACGGGAGCACCGAAAAAGGCCAUCUUUUCCAAUUUGGUCUCACCCAACUCCAUGGCCAAGGAUUCCCAAGAAGACUGGAGGAUCCGUUCAACAUCUCCCUAG
Molecule: messenger RNA, 873 nt
Organism: Neogale vison (American mink)
Lineage: Eukaryota; Metazoa; Chordata; Mammalia; Carnivora; Mustelidae
Gene: LRRC18
Product: leucine rich repeat containing 18
Exons: 2
Coding region: 88-873 (261 amino acids)
Molecular function (GO): protein binding
Source: RefSeq, a predicted model, not a curated record